UUCUGUGUGGGAGCGGCUCGUGCACCGCGCGGCGCAGCAGUCUCUGCCUUUUUUAUUUGAGGCGCGUUUCAUUUUCCAUGGUUUCAUCGGUAGCCACUCGUUUCAGGUAGUUUCAGCCUCCGAGUCUAAUUUUUGCGCGGAUAACAGCUUCACAGCUGACAUGGCGAAGGCUCGGACGCCGGAAGAAAAGGAGGCGUUUUUUACUUAUGUGAGAUACUUGCAGUCUGUUGCUGAAGUGAAAGAGAUGAAGGCAAAAGUACAGAACGCCAAGGAAAGAAAAGCGGCCUUGACACAGGAAUGUAUUGGCACGAUAUACGAAACUCUGACCAAGGCAAAGCAGCUGAAAUGCCAAGCAGUUUUUCUCAAAGAGAUGAAGGCCCGGAAAGGUGAUCUGGAGAACAUGAAUCUGCACGGCAACAUUGGCCAGGUGAUUACAAGUGUAGCCGAACAGAACAAGAAGCACACAGAAGCUGGCUAUGUGGCGAUCAGAACUGUCGAGCCUCUUGAUAAAGAGACCUUGCACUCAAAAAUGAGUGCAUCGAAUGCACAGUCUGAGCGGCACCGCGAGCUGUCCCUUGAUAAGGCACAGAUGAAGAUCAUUCCUGCAGUUCACAGAGGCCUACAGGAUUUGAAAAGGAUUCAAGAACUGAAGAGAGAAAUCGCAGAGGCCUGUGAUAAACUGGAGUUCCUAAAAUCGGUACAGCACCUGCUGGGAGAUGACGCUUCAGACUCUCAGUACAGCAGUGCCGAGGAGCUUGAAGGUUAUGACGUGUCAUCAAGCGAGGACACAAGUGAAGUCAGUCAUUAAGAACCUUUGUAAAUUAAAUGCAUAAUAAAGAUGGUUUAUAUCUGG
Messenger RNA from Rhipicephalus sanguineus (brown dog tick), 853 nucleotides. RefSeq lists its product as uncharacterized. The transcript has 5 exons. The record is from RefSeq and is a predicted model, not a curated record. The coding region runs from base 161 to 808 and encodes 215 amino acids. Lineage: Eukaryota; Metazoa; Arthropoda; Arachnida; Ixodida; Ixodidae.